ACGCGGCACUCGCGAGGACGUUAGCCCGCCGACCGCCGGCCGCCGCACACGCGUAGCGCGACAAUGCCCCGCGCCCGUCCCAUGUGUUAAACUAAACUGUUUCUGUGCCUGUGCCUGGAUAACUCUCGUUCACUAUGGGUGAAUCGCUGCUGAAGGAGGAUCCUCUGUCCAGGAUCCAGAGGGAGAUAAUUGAGGUCACAGAAAGAGAAAGAGAAUUCAAGGAAGGGCACUUCAGGGUGAACAGAUUGCUGUCGGAGUCAACGAUCGAGGUGAACCACCAGAAUGGUCACAUGAAUGGCGACGUGGAGAAAACGCCGCGCACGCUGAACCGCGCCGUGUCCACGUCGCAGCUCCUCGGGCCCAUCGCCCCCUCCCCGCCCACGCCGCCAUCCUUACUCAACACAAACGGCUACACGAGACGCUUCACACCUCAGAACGGAACCAAAGGCAUCAUGCAGAGGUUCAUAGCCAACAAAGGGAAACUCCCUGCCAACUCACCCAUGACGCCCACAUCGCCUGUCGCGUUCGCGCCUCCUCUAAUCUUCACACCUUCCCCUGUAGUCGCCCCUAUCAGCCCUGCGACGCCUAUCAUCACACGCACGCCCGAAGGAAAACCCGUGCGAAAAGGAUACGUACCUGUUGAGGAGAAAAUCCAGAAAGAACUUCAAGAGAUGAAGGAUAGAGAACACGAACUGAAACGCAUGAGGAAGAAGCAGAGGCCGUUCGAUUUAGAACUGAGCGACAACGAGACCAGCUCCGAGUCUGAAGACGAAGAAAUCCCGAUGCCAGGGAAAUUAAAGGCGACUAAAUCUAUAGGAGAAUUGUACGAGGCUUUAAAUGAUGAGCUACGGUCGCCGUCACCGAGGAACAGCUCAGGCCAUGAGUCUAUAGGAAGUUUGAAGCCGGCAAAAUCAUUAGCCGAGCUGUGUGAACUGGGACCGGGACAGGAAUUCCUUGCGCCCAGUUCGACAAGACUCAUCGCGCAGUGGGAGUCCAUCAUACAGCAGAAACAUGAAACCGGUGCGGCCUAACCGAUGUCACGAGAUAUCGUAUGAUAAGUUCAAUGUGAUCGUCGCUCGGACGCGGCGCCGAAAUGUGUGUGGGUUUUGGUAACUUUAUCUAGUGCGAAACACGAUACGGUACAGCGGACAGUCUAAUGAGCAGGUCGCGAGUGCGAGUGAACGCCUGGUGAAGAAAUUACAGCGGUUUUUGUCGCAGUCUUCAGCUGAUCGAUUUCUUUCAUCGAUCAGUCGCGGCGCGCAAUUAAUUUUCUCCCGAUCGCGAACAAUGCAAAUGAUGGUUAUCCGUAACAGCAAUUAUCUCGUGCAUGCGCUGUUGGAAAGCGGCCGAUACAUGAUCCGAACUCCUCGAAGUGUGAGUAAGUUUCUUCCUAUUGUUUGGUAGCUAAAUACUGAAAAACCUGGGUGUUUUGCGUCGCUUUCCCAGUCCGCGGGACGCGUCGGCGCCAUUGUGCCGGCUUUCUUGGCGCUGUGAGAAAACUUAUAUGAUCGUAAAAACCGAUGAUUAGCCGGGAAUUCGCUCCCAGUGCCACAAUAAAGCGAUUAAUAACGCUAUUCAGCAUGACGCUGAUUGUUUUCUGUUUCCCGCGUGUCACUGUACAUACGUGUGGUCAUUGCGUACGCCAAUAAUCGUUAUUCAUCGGUCGAAAGAUUAGGGAACUUUCUACUUCCACACAGUAGGAGAUUUAUGGAUGGGCAACAAAUGA
Messenger RNA from Leguminivora glycinivorella, 1726 nucleotides. RefSeq lists its product as uncharacterized. The coding region runs from base 135 to 1031 and encodes 298 amino acids. The record is from RefSeq and is a predicted model, not a curated record. The transcript has 2 exons. Lineage: Eukaryota; Metazoa; Arthropoda; Insecta; Lepidoptera; Tortricidae.